Molecule: messenger RNA, 2672 nt
Organism: Bombyx mori (domestic silkworm)
Lineage: Eukaryota; Metazoa; Arthropoda; Insecta; Lepidoptera; Bombycidae
Product: zinc finger protein 14
Exons: 11
Coding region: 273-2228 (651 amino acids)
Biological process (GO): regulation of transcription by RNA polymerase II
Cellular component (GO): nucleus
Molecular function (GO): DNA-binding transcription factor activity, RNA polymerase II-specific; zinc ion binding; RNA polymerase II transcription regulatory region sequence-specific DNA binding
Source: RefSeq, a predicted model, not a curated record
GUGUGAACGACUAAAGAUACGGGUGAAAGACUCAAAGGUUUUAAAAAAAUUAAAAAAAUUUAAAGACUUGGUUUUAGAACACAUCAGUCUGACAGUCAGUGUGUUUACGCUAAUCGAAGAAUUUUGCCGAUUUACUAGGAAAUGAAGUAAAUGUAUAAAAAACGGUAGAAGAAUUACAAAGUGUUGAAAAUCCAUUAUGAAGACAUAUUAGACAUUCAUUUAAUUCAUUCACACGCUUAGAUUCAUUUAAAAAACGUUUUUAAACCUUAAUUAUGUGGAACGAUACUCAAAACGCGAUUUUUAUGCCGAAACACGAGAUAAAAUCCGAACUGAUGUGCUGUAGGGGAUGCUUAGGGACGGGCAGGCUGUACAACAUGCACCAGUACGGACUGGCGGAGCCUUAUUCACUGCUCACCGGAAUUGAGUUGACAGAUCCAAAUCGUCCGCAGCAACUCUGCAGUAUGUGUAGAGCCCUACUUAUCAAGUACUUGUCAUUCAGAAGACGAUGUCAUGAAGCCGAGAUGCUCCUACAGAGUUUGGCAGAAGUUAAUCCGGUUCUAACAGUGGACAGCAUAUCGACCAUAGACCGAUUGACGCACCGUCUCAAUCCAUGCAACCAAACGUCUCCAACGAACGUUGCCUACCCGGAAAUCGAGGAGGAACCACCGAUAGAAGCACCACAAGAAGACAUGAUCUACGAAGAGCCCCCUCCCAGUCCGGAACGAAAGAAGAAGCUUAAAAAGUCCAAGCGAAAGUUCUCGUUUGACGUCGAAGACUUGCAGCCUCUGAGCACGAUCAAAACGGAGAAAUUGAAACCGAAGAAGAGCAGGGUCAACAAUCUGUAUACGGACCCCGCGGACAGGGCCAAGUUCUCGGAGCGGUACGACGUGGACAUCGUCGUUAUGAGGAAGGAAGACGAAUACCAGGAGAUGACGGACAGGAGGAACAGCGAGAAGUACUUGAGGGCCCAUAACAAAUGCGAGCAGUGCUACAAGGGGUUCAUACACGAGGAUACGCUGAAGAGGCACGUCAAAGAUAAACAUGAUGUUAAUCUGGAGCACGUCUGCGAAUACUGCAAGUUCAGGUUCAAAGAAAGGUCGAACUUGUCGGGGCAUUACCGGAGGCACCACAAGUACAAGUACAUAUGCCGGGCCUGCGGGAUCACCACGAGGAUGCGCGAGCACGCGGUGCAGCACUCCAAGAUGCACACGCAGAAGUUCGAGUGCAAGUACUGCGGGAAGGUCUUCAAUUCCACCCCGCUCCCUGCGCCGGCGCCUGCGGCGGGGCGCGGGCUCAGUCCUUGCUGUUGCAGCACGAAGGGCACGACGUACCACACGCACGUACGCAGCAAGCACGGCUCCGAGCUGCCCUGGUGCAGGAUAUGCGGGGACGCCUUCAUCAGCACCAAGACUCACAUGGAGAGACUCCACAAAGAGGUGCUGAACCUGCCCGCGGCGCUGCGCUGCGCCGAGUGCGGCACGCAGUUCCUGAGCGAGCGCGCGGCGCGGGGGCACGCGGCGGGGGGUGCAGGGGGGCCGGCGGGGGGCGCGGGGGCGGCGCGGUGCGCGGGGGGCGCGUGCUGCGUGCACUGCGCCCAGCGGUUUGACGGGGAGCGCGCGCUGCGGGACCACGUGCUCGCCGUGCACAAGGUGCAGUACUCCUGCGCGCAGUGCAACAAGACGUUCAGCCAUGAGAGCAAGCUGAACAACCACCUGCUGGAGAAGCACAGCGAGGGCGAGGCCGACGCGCCGCCCGGCAGGAAGCGGUACAUGAAGGUAGCGCCCGCGAUGUGCCACAUCUGCGGGAAGAUAAUAGCGGACCAGUACCACAUGGUGUACCACCAGCGGAUCCACACCGGGGAGAAGCCGUACGCGUGCUCCGAGUGCCCCAAGCGGUUCCGCAUGCCGGAGCAGCUCCAGAACCACGUGCGCAUCCACACCGGCGAGCGGCCCUUCAAGUGCAAGUACUGUCCCAACACGUUCAAGACGUACCCGGCGAUGAGCAGACACCACCUCGUGAGUACAGCGCUUGUAGUGGUCCCCUCAUCGCCACGCCGCACUGACCCGCUCCUGUGUCGCCAGGUGCACACGGGGGUCCGGCGCCACGCCUGCUCCGUGUGCGACAAGGGCUUCGCCACCAGCGCCGAGAUGAAGGCGCACGUGCGGACCGUGCACAUGAAGAUCCCGGCGCGACCCCGCCCCCGCAGGUACCGCGCCGCCGCCCCCUAGUCCGCCCCCCAGGGGACGUAUCAGCAAGCGACCCUCUUACAGUACAAAGCUCGCCAAACUAACUAUGGACUGUACAGAGCGGAGCGGGACUAGCAUCGGGGAGUCCCCGUGUGACCCGCCACUGCCCCCCCACUAGAUACUGCGUCACCAGUGACGCCUACUCGCGCGCCCUCUGACGCGUCCAAUGGAAAUGUUCCCCGGAGUGGGGGACUGAGGGUGACAGAGUGUAAACACACACAAAUAUAACAUAUUAUAUUGGAACUUUUACCAAAAUUACUGAGUAGCUUAUGACAAUUAACUGAACUGAAUUUCCCAAUUGCCCCACUGUGGGGGACCGCCUGUGAAAUCCUCUAACGUACAUAUUACUCAUUACAAAACUCAAUAAUAUAAAUAUUUAUUUCCAAUCGAUUCAAAGUGUAAUUAAAUAAAUAAAUAAAAACGAUA